Procambarus clarkii (red swamp crayfish) is the source of this 609-nucleotide messenger RNA. Lineage: Eukaryota; Metazoa; Arthropoda; Malacostraca; Decapoda; Cambaridae. The record is from RefSeq and is a predicted model, not a curated record.
AUGUCGGAUGUUCCGUCGUUGUGUUCGGUGUUCAGUAGAGACUCUACAUCGUCUCGUGUGGGUGAUAUAGGUGUGGGUGAUACAGGUGUGGGUGAUAUAGGUGUAGGUGAUAUAGGUGUGGGUGAUACAGGUGUGGGUGAUAUAGGUGUGGGUGAUGCAGGUGUGGGUGAUACAGGUGUGGGUGAUGCAGGUGUGGGUGAUGCAGGUGUGGGUGAUGCAGGUGUGGGUGAUACAGGUGUGGGUGAUACAGGUGUGGGUGAUAUAGGUGUGGGUGAUAUAGGUGUGGGUAAUAUAGGUGUGGGUGAUACAGAUGUGGGUAAUACAGGUGUGGGUGAUACAGGUGUGGGUGAUAUAGGUGUGGGUGAUACAGAUGUGGGUGAUACAGGUAUGGGUGAUACAGGUGUGGGUGGUACAGGUGUGGGUGAUAUAGGUGUGGGUGAUACAGAUGUGGGUAAUACAGGUGUGGGUGAUACAGGUGUGGGUGAUAUAGGUGUGGGUGAUACAGAUGUGGGUGAUACAGGAUCAGGACGAAAGGUCAUUGGUGGAGACUAUGAAGUCUCAGACGAGUCAUACGGAUGUAAAGGAAGCGAUUCAAUGAAUGAAAAGUGA